Messenger RNA from Aspergillus eucalypticola CBS 122712, 696 nucleotides. RefSeq lists its product as uncharacterized. NCBI's taxonomy places the organism in Eukaryota, Fungi, Ascomycota, Eurotiomycetes, Eurotiales, Aspergillaceae. Bases 175 to 567 code for a protein of 130 amino acids. The record is from RefSeq and is a predicted model, not a curated record. The transcript has a single exon.
GUUCGCUUCAAUCAAUCAAUCAAUCCAUCCUUCUUCGGAGCUCGUAAUCUCAUUAAUCAUUUGUAUCACUCUAUAUCCAUUAUCCAAACAACAAGACAAAAUCUAAUCUAUACCAUACCUCCAUACUAAUCCCCCUCCAUGUCAAUUUUAUCUUCCCCAUGACAAGUCAUAUUCAUGGCAAUCGGUUUGUUGCAUGGAUUCCCCACCAACAAGUGGGUGGCAAGUCAAGUCGGAAGGAUGAAACUUUCUUGCCAUGAAAACCCCGUGCCGACCGCAAUGAUCGACCGGUGGAACGACCCCCGGCAAUCCAACUCCAUCCCAACUCUCUCCCUCCCCAUGAUUUGCCAUCCACCAUCGUUCGUCCUUCCAAACUUUGCCUCCGCCGAGGUUCCAAAGCUUGUGGGUUCCGGACUUCCGGCUCUUCAAGGAGGGCGGGCGGCUGCUCUUCUCCGUGCAGAAUUCAUCCCAGGGGGUGGCCCCUCUUGCGUGCUUUGUUUUGUCCUGUUCUUUUUUUGCUUUUCUUUUUUUUAUUUUGAAUCGGAACCAAGGCUCCGAUUUGCCUCCUAACUCGAGGGGAUGAUGUGGGGCGCCUUUCGCGUGCCUGCCACGCCGGGGCCCGCCCCUGUCGCUGCCCCUCUGUUAACCAAACGGCCCGAGCUGUCGUGAAGGGGGGAAGCUCUCACGGUCGAUAGACAC